This is a messenger RNA of Linnemannia hyalina, 312 nucleotides long. Lineage: Eukaryota; Fungi; Mortierellomycota; Mortierellomycetes; Mortierellales; Mortierellaceae. The record is from the annotation of a GenBank genome assembly.
AUGCUGCUGAUUGGCACGGGCAGACUCGAUGGUCUGAACAAGGGCUGCACAGAUUUCGAGUAUAUCUCCAUGCGACAUUAUGGACUCUCCUACUGUCUCGUCGUCGAUGAGAUGCUCGAGAAGGUGGGUGAGGAUGAGACGGACGAGCAGACAGUGUUUGAUGUUGAAGAGGGCGUUGUGGUCGAUAAGAGACUGGAAGAUAAGUCGGCAGUGUCGGUAGUACCCAUGGGCCAAGGAAAGAAGGAGAAGUGCGACGUCUCCAGUCCAGGAGGAGAAGAGGUGACCUUGGCCGAAGAGGAUGAAAGAAAGUAG